Molecule: messenger RNA, 747 nt
Organism: Ilex paraguariensis (yerba mate)
Lineage: Eukaryota; Viridiplantae; Streptophyta; Magnoliopsida; Aquifoliales; Aquifoliaceae
Source: the annotation of a GenBank genome assembly
AUGAGGAUCUACACUCCGUGGAUGCUAAUUGUUAGUUUUCAUAGGCUACAGGCUGAACAAGAAAGACUAGAAAGAAUAGGUCCAAUAGCAUACUACUCGGAAUGGGUAAAAGCAUGGAAGAGAGACACUUCACGUGAAGCUGUUCAAAAACAUUUUGAAGAGACUGGGGAAGAUGAGAACACCCAACUCAUUGAAAUGUUCACACAUCAAACUGAUCGGGAGUACCGCAUAAUGAUGGGGACUGAUAUUCGUAUCCGCAGGGAUCCAUUGGCAAUGCGAAUGCGGGAGGAUCAAAUAAAGCAAAUAUGGGGUGGAGAUCCAGUUUACCCAACUAUUAACUACAUUCAAGAUCCAAAUGAGGUGAUUGAUUUCCGGGGUCCAGAUUUUCACGAACCCACACCAAAUAUGCUGGCUUAUCUUAAAGAGCAUGGCAAAUUAAUAUCAAGAGAUGAGCUUGAGAAAAUCCUGGCCAAAGAGAAGACGGAAGAACUUGAGGUAACAGAUAUGGAUGAAGCUAUGGCACGAGCUGUUGAUAUUGGCGAAAAUGAUGAUGAAGGAGAGGACAGUGAGGUUGAUGGUGAUGAUGAAGAUGAGAAAAUCACCCGGAACUGGAGUGUUCUAAAAAGUACUCCUGAGCUUCGGAAGUCAAAGGGACAACCUAAGAAGGAUGACAUGUCUCUAGGAGAAGCAGUAGAUGACUCCGAGAAUUUAACUGAUUUUCUUUUGGACUUUGAGGAAAAUGAGUGA